Closterium sp. NIES-65 is the source of this 1077-nucleotide messenger RNA. The record is from the annotation of a GenBank genome assembly. NCBI's taxonomy places the organism in Eukaryota, Viridiplantae, Streptophyta, Zygnematophyceae, Desmidiales, Closteriaceae.
AUGCUGCAAGGGUCAUCAUUGAAGAGUGGAUGCCCAUGGUGGAGCGAUGAGAGCGGCAAGCGGGUGAAGGCGAUUCGUAGCGACCGUGGUGGGGGGAGCGGAGUUCGGAGCUGGUUGAAGCGGCAUGGCAUCAAGCAGCAGCUCACCACGGCCUACACCCCUCAGUCAACGGCGUGGCAAGAGAGAGCGAACCGGACCAUUAUAGAGGGCGGAGAGAACGAUAUUGGUGGACUCGGAGUGACAGAGGUGUCACAUGACUUGGGAGGUGCUGAAGGGGAGGCAGUAGAUGUGGAAGAAGUACUACAGCAAGGGGAGGCCCCUAUAGCUGAGAGAGGUGACACCGAUGAGGAGGUGCAGCAGCCUACACCAUCUCCUAAGCUUCCAUCAAGGCGCACAACCAAGGGAAGCGUGAUGCUGUCCGUGGUGGAGCCAAGGAAGGAGCAGCCAAGGAGAGGCCCAAGAGAGCUGCCCAUCCAAGGGAUUUCCUCAAACCGAUGCGGAGGGGAGGUUGGAGAGGCGCAAGACAAGGCUUGUGAUCAAAGGCUUUCAGCAGAGGGAGGGAAUGACUUUCAAGAGGUGUUUGCUCCUGUUGCCAAGGCUCCUACGCUCCGGUUGUUGCUAGCAGCCGCUGCCGUUUGUGGCUGGAAGGUGGAGCAAAUGGAUGUGAAGACGGCAUUCCUCUAUGGCAUGGUAGAUGAGGAGAUCUACAUGAAGCAGCCAGAGGGGUAUGAUGAUGGGAUCGGACGUCGGGUGCGACGAGAGUUCUUCAUGACCGAGGGGGAGGAGGAGAAGGUAUUUCUCCUUGUCUAUGUCGAUGACAUCCUCCUCUUCUCUCCAUUCCUAGAGAGGAUCAAGGAGGUGCAAGGGAAGCUGAAAGAGACCUUUCAAUGCAAGGCCCUUGGACCAGUGGGUAUUACCUUGGUCUUCACGUUGGAGCGGGACGAGGUGAAGGGAUGGUUGAGGCUUCACCAACACAAGUACCUUGCAGCCAUGGGGGAGAAGUAUGGGCUGGAGGAAGGGAGGAGUGUGAAGACUCCUUACCCUCAGGGUUUCAGCUGCACCUUGAUGAAGAGGAGG